AUGUUACCAACACCCUCAACCUCCCACGUCUCAUUCGACCGAGUCUACGAGCCCGCCGAAGACUCCUAUUUACUCCUCGACACCCUCUCCUCAGAAAGCGAAAAAGAAUUCCUCCAAGACCGUUUCACUCACAGCAAACCCCCAACCUCAACACCACCAAAAAACUCCCCCUCACCACUCAUCAUCGAAGUAGGAUCCGGAUCAGGAGUAGUCCUCUCAUUCAUCCACGCCCACGCCCUCACCAUCUUCGGCCGCUCAGACAUCCUCACAGCAGGCAUCGACGUAAACCCCCACGCUUGUCAAGCAACCAUCCAAACCAUCCGCUGCGCGGAAAAAGAGCAAGAGGUAUCAAAAACUUCUCACGGGUUUUACCUGGGGAAUGUGGCUGCGGAUCUCACGGGAGCUUUGAGGUGUGGGGAGGUGGAUGUUUUGAUCUUCAAUCCCCCUUAUGUUCCUACGCCUAACUUGCCUAGUCUGGUGGGUGAUCCAAAGCUUAGUGCUUUUGAUGCGGAUUCUCAUUUAUUGGAAUUGUCGUAUGCGGGAGGUGAGGAUGGAAUGGAGGUUACUAAUCGUCUCAUUGAGUCUUUGCCUGGGAUAUUGAGUCGGGACAGGGGAUGUGCGUAUGUUCUUCUAUGUGCUCAAAACAAACCCGAGGUAGCCAAAGAAGGGAUCAGAAAAUGGGGAAGUAGAUGGAUGGCAGAGACCGUUGGAUCCAGUGGGAAGAAUGCAGGCUGGGAGAAAUUGCAAAUAGUGAGAAUAUGGCGAGAGUCGCCGCCCAUAUCCACAACAUAG
This is a messenger RNA of Hymenoscyphus albidus, 792 nucleotides long. The record is from the annotation of a GenBank genome assembly. NCBI's taxonomy places the organism in Eukaryota, Fungi, Ascomycota, Leotiomycetes, Helotiales, Helotiaceae.